This is a messenger RNA of Protopolystoma xenopodis, 894 nucleotides long. NCBI's taxonomy places the organism in Eukaryota, Metazoa, Platyhelminthes, Monogenea, Polystomatidea, Polystomatidae. The record is from the annotation of a GenBank genome assembly.
ACUGCCCUAUGUAAUCGCCUCAUCAGCCUAACGCGUUGGAUUGGUAACACAGUAACAUUCAAAGACUCAUCUGGCUCCUUACUUCACCUUGAUGACGUUCAUAAUCUAGCUCUUUUGGGCCGGCUACUUUCUUCAACGAUACCAAGUCUCCUACGGGCAACCGUUUCCUCGGAAUGGUCGUCAGGCUCUGCAUUCCCUAUCGGCAGUUCAAAGCCUCUCGCCGGGCCUCUAGCUGGCUUUCAAACGCUUGUUAACCUUACACCUUGCCUCAGCCACAUCGACUCCGCGACUAUCACCGCCUCAGGCACCGGAAUUGGGGCUAUUUGUGAAUUAACCAGCGAACGCUCCCAAAGGCUCUCUAUGCGCCGCCUGGCUCUAUGGGUUGGUCUAAUUCGGGGUCUUGCUUCGGCAGGGCCCAGCUGCUGUCCUUUUAGAAAUGAUACUCCAGCAUCAAUAGCGGGAUCUAGUGCCUUCGAUGAAGGCGAGAAAAGUUUUGGCGAGACUACCACGUGGUUAUGGGUUUGUAUUUUAGUCCGUGUGCGUCACUAUCUUGAAAUACUGGACUACGAUCAGAAUGAGAAAAAAGGGAAUCGAGAAAAUGUUAAUGACACAAAAUUAAGCGAUGAAAGCGACUUUAUUGUUCAACUAGUCGAUCCCGACACUUCGAAUACAGAAGAAAAAGAGCUACAGAAUAUUGUUCAACGAAAGCAAUUAAUAGAUAUGCUCAAUCAAUUUCCCGUGUCAUUGCAGAUAACCGCUUGGUGCCAAUGUCUUACAUUCAUUCUUUUUCACGCCUCUAGAUUGGAAUUGGUAAAACCUCUGAGAGACAUUUCCGCCCGGUCACCACCCAAUAGCGCAUCGAAGGCUAAACGAAUAAGAUUGGAAAAAGUGUGA